AAAGUUAAUUACAUAAAUUCUGUUCCUUUCUCUCUCCCCCAAGUCUUUCUUUAAUUCUUCCUUGCUUCCCUAGUACUUUCCUUCGUCCUCUUUGUUUCAGUUUCUGGUUUCUCCAAAAACCCUUGUGGAAAAGAACCCAUCUUUCAUUUCGGCUUGGACCCUUUUGCGGAUCUCAACUCGGUUUCAACGUUGUCCUCUUCUUUCUCAAGUUGUUUGCUUGCCUGGUUUGUUGCUGAGAAAUGGUAGGAAAAUAAACAUGAAAUUUGUGGUUUUUUGGGAAGUUAUGUUAGUUAUAAUAGUUAGGUUUUUUUUAUGAAACAUGUUCUUUUACUGUUGCCAGGAUAAUAAAAGGUUUUGGGUGUUCAUGAUGUUAUUUGUUCAAAUUUCCUACCUUUUGUCAGAAAACAAACAAGGGUUUUGAUGGAUGAAACUUUAUUUUUUGGUUGAUUUUUUGCUUUGAAAUUGUAUGGUGUUGAUUGCAGCUUGGACUAGUGAAGGUGAAUUUUUGGGAUUUUUGGGGUAAAAAUUCGAGUACUUAGAGGGUUUUAUUGUUUAAAGUUCGAGCUCUGGGUCUCAUGAGAAUUGUUAGGGGAAUGCAGAGAUCUUUUCGCGAGGAGGGGAGCGUGCUGGGCUGGAAGAAAACAUUAAGCCAAAGGAUUGGCCCCAAGGCAAGAACACGUAACAAACCUUUGAGUAGGGUUGUAAGUCUCUAAGUUUUGGGGUUCUGGAAGGGGAUUGGGGCUAGGGUUUCUGAUUAAGGAUAACAUACAUCACAGCAAUGACCCGCAUUUUGGUUCAAAGAGGAUCUGCUGGUAGCUCUUCUACAAACCCAAGCCGUUCUUCUUCCUUGACCGGUUCAUCUUCUCGGGCAGAGCAACAGACUUCCGCUCCUCAGGUUCUUUCGGCUGUGAAAGAUGAGGAAAUUGGAGAGGAAGUGCAGGAACAAAUUGUUGUAGAUGAGCCUUUGGAGAUUUAUGGAACUUGUGAUAGUAAUGCAGCUAAAGAUGAUGAACUUGUCGUGGAAAAUUUGUGCAGUGAUAGAAAUGAGAGUUCAAGUGAUGGAAUUAUUGACUGUGAGAAACUGAAGACAGAUGAUGCUAUAGGUACUGGGGAAAUGAUUAGGGACUUGGGUGGGUUGAGGAUUUCAGAAAAUUUGUUGGUUGAUUGCGAAGGAUCUAGUGGUGAUCCUUUGUCAGUUGGUAGCGGAAGUCCACAUCCUCCACCACCUCCUGUUCCUCCUCCAAAAACUUCUGCUGCAAACUCAAAUUCAAGGAGAUCUGUCUCAGGAAGUUCAAAUUCUGCACGUGCUGUAUCAACUAGAAGGGCAGUUGCCUGGCCUGUUGUCUCAGUAAAGUCAUCACCAUCUGGAUCUCGGCCUUCUUCUCCUAGGUCUCAUGCUGAAAGUGAGGGUUACAAUAGUGCUGAUGAGCAAAAUCCCUGCUUUGUAUCCUCCUAUGAUGAUUUAGAACGAGAAAGUCAGUUUGAAAUUGAUAUCAGAAGGGCUAAAGGUCUGGAAGUCAAACGGAUGUUGGCAGACGGGAACUGUCUCUUCCGUGCUGUUGCAGAUCAAGUGUAUGGGGACUCUGAAGCAUAUGAUUUGACAAGACAAAUGUGCUUAGAUUACAUGGAGCAAGAGAGGGAUCACUUUUCUCAGUUUAUAACAGAAGGUUUUACCUCUUACUGCAAGAGAAAGAGAAGAGACAAGGUUUAUGGGAAUAAUGUAGAGAUCCAAGCUUUAUCAGAAAUUUUCAACAGGCCCAUCCACAUUUAUUCCUAUAGCACAGAACCCAUAAACAUAUUUCAUGGGAACUACAAUACAGACACGCCUCCCAUAAGGCUGAGUUACCAUCACAGGAAUCAUUACAAUUCUCUUGUUGACCCACGUAGGUUGACAAUUGGUGCUGGACUUGGAUUUAGCUGUCUCCGAGGGAGGAAUGUGGACAAGGAUCAAGUGAAGGCUGCUAUUAAAGCUCAACAAGACCAGCAGAUUGAUAAUGCACUUCUAGCUGAGGGGCAGUUUUAUUCAGAUCUUGAGCUUACAGAGAAAGAAAUUGAAAGAAUGGUUAUGGGAAUUUCUCGUGCUGAGUACCUUGCUCAGGACAAGUUCAAGCUGCAUGUCGGCCAUAAAGAAUCAUCAACUUCCAGUGCUGAACCAUCAUCUUCCGGAGCCAGUAAGUAUCCAGGAUCAUCUGGCAGUGAAACCAAGCUGGGAAAUGGGAAAGAGCAGGACAAUGCUCUGAGCAGCGGCAUGCAAAUACUGUUGUCAAUGGGAUUCAGCUAUCUGCAGGCAAUUGAAGCGCAUGGGAUAUUUGGGGAUGACGUUGAUUCCAUGGUCUGUUAUCUUGUAGAAACCGAGAGCAGCAGACGCAAGGGCAAGGCUACAGAAUGAAUGAAAAAUUUGCAGGAUAAAUAUUAGUGCAUUGUAUGUGAGCUAGAAGGAUCUUUUGGGGUUCUCAAUGCUAAUAUUUGUCCUAACUCAAUCGAAGUGAUUCAGACACUUGGGACUUGAUGUUAGAAUUCAAGUCAAUAAAAUUGUGGUUUAGUUUAGUCAGAUUUUCAUCGUACAACAAUAAUGACGUUGUUAACUGAGGAACCUUGUAAGCACGUAAAACGUUAUUCUACAAUCCUUUUUCAUUAGGUGACAAUGACAACAAUGUACGGAGCAAAUUCUGUGGAGGAGGUUUAACCGAAGGCAGUAGUUGAUGUAAUUUUAGACUAAAAUCAAGAUUCUCAGCUUAUUUGCAAUAUCAGCAAUAUCAAAUGAAUAGUUGUAAAUGAGAAUGAAACUUGAAAUUAAAA
Molecule: messenger RNA, 2799 nt
Organism: Rubroshorea leprosula
Lineage: Eukaryota; Viridiplantae; Streptophyta; Magnoliopsida; Malvales; Dipterocarpaceae
Source: the annotation of a GenBank genome assembly